AUCAGAAAGCUUGACUAUGGACAACAUGUUGUAUCAGGUACACCGGGUCGUGUAUUUGAUAUGAUUAAAAGACGUGUACUUAGAACACGAGCUAUAAAAAUGUUGGUAUUGGAUGAAUCAGACGAAAUGUUGAAUAAAGGCUUCAAAGAACAGAUUUAUGACGUAUACCGAUAUCUACCACCUGCGACGCAAGUUGUCCUAGUAUCAGCUACGUUACCGCACGAGAUUUUAGAAAUGACAAGUAAAUUCAUGACAGAUCCCAUACGUAUUCUUGUGAAACGUGAUGAAUUGACAUUAGAAGGAAUUAAACAAUUCUUUGUCGCUGUAGAACGAGAAGAAUGGAAAUUCGACACACUAUGUGACUUAUAUGAUACAUUAACAAUAACACAAGCAGUGAUAUUUUGUAACACGAAACGUAAAGUGGACUGGCUGACGGAAAAGAUGCGAGAGGCGAACUUCACUGUGUGUUCCAUGCAUGGAGAUAUGCCGCAGAAGGAGCGAGACAACAUAAUGAAAGAAUUUCGGUCCGGUGCGAG
Dinoponera quadriceps is the source of this 536-nucleotide messenger RNA. Its product is annotated as eukaryotic initiation factor 4A-III. Gene Ontology annotation, cellular component: nucleolus; catalytic step 2 spliceosome. Gene Ontology annotation, molecular function: RNA helicase activity; mRNA binding; ATP binding. Lineage: Eukaryota; Metazoa; Arthropoda; Insecta; Hymenoptera; Formicidae. The record is from RefSeq and is a predicted model, not a curated record.